AUGGCUCCCCCUCGGAAUAGAGGUCCUAAGGGUCGUGGAGCCCGAGCCGGAGCUCCUGUAAAGAGGAGAAAUGGCUUCACAACGUCCCGGGUAGACGAGAUAGAGUCAGAAGAAUCCUCAGGCGGAGAGGAGGGUCAGUUCGAAGACAGCCUUGGAGAUGAAAUGGAUUAUGAUGGUCCUAUGGACGAUGCAUCGUCAGACAGCGAUGAGGACGAAGAUGACAAGUCGGCCCGUCCAUAUAACGAAUUGCUUCAGCUACUCAAUACAACCGCUGACUCUAAAGGGCCGGCGCGCAAAAAGAGGAAGACUGAACACAGAGAUGAUAAAGGAGGAGCAGCUCGGAAUGACACUGUCGUCGCCGCCAACAAAGAGGAAUUACUAGAAGAUGACGACUUGCAGCAGCAGGAACCUUCUGAUGAAGAAGAUAACUUAGAUGAGGCUGAUGCCGAUGGUCAAGCCGACAGCGACAAUGAAGAUGCAGAUAGUGACCCCUUUGAGGCACAUUUCGCGGGGGAAAAAGAAGACGAACUGCCUAAGAAAAUCGAGGCUAUAGGGGAUAAUAAAUGGAAAACUGUAAAGAAAGAGCUCCCCGAGGAUUUGAAAUUGGUGCGCGCUGCUCCUGAUACGGGAAACGAUCUUUCAUACCUACCUGCGCUGAAGAGUAUCGCGAAUUUAAAGCUCAAGAAAAAGUUGAAGGCGCCUGCUCUGGAGCAUAUCCCCCAGAUCAGCGGUCAUGCCCAACAACUCGCCCCGUACAUCUUUGAUUAUCAAGACGUCUUGUAUGGCGCCAGAAAAUCGUCUAACUCGGCCCAGUUACGAGACAUUCUGGCAGUUCAUGCCGUUAACCAUGUAUUGAAGACCCGAGACCGUGUACUCAAGAACAACGCUCGUGUCGCAAAGGAACAAGAUGCCGACCUUGAUCUGCGGGAUCAAGGAUUCACCAGACCCAAGGUGCUGUAUCUUCUCCCGACUAAACAAGCUUGCGUACGUGUCGUCGAGUCAAUCACCCAGCUCUUUCAACCUGAGCAGCAAGAAAACAAGAAGCGUUUCAUGGACACUUUCUCUGCAACGGACGACAAGUCCUGGGAGAGUAAACCGGACGACUUUCGAGAGUUAUUCGGUGGAAAUGACGAUGACAUGUUCCGGCUAGGCCUCAAAUUCACGAGAAAGACAGUCAAAUUCUUUGCACAAUUCUACGCUUCAGAUAUGAUCCUUGCCAGCCCACUUGGCUUGCGCACGAUCAUGGACCAAGCUGACGCGAAGAAACGUGACCAUGACUUUUUGUCUUCUAUUGAAGUCGUUAUAGUGGAUCAAGCCGAUGCCCUUCUCAUGCAGAAUUGGGAUCACGUCGACUAUAUCUUUAAACAUCUCAACUUACAGCCCAGGGAGGCGCACGGCUGUGAUUUUAGCCGCGUGCGAACAUGGUACCUGGACAACAACGCACGAUAUGUCCGCCAAAUGAUCAUGCUGGCUUCCUUUAUUACCCCAGAGAUCAACUCGGUCUUCUCCACACAUAUGCUGAACGUCUCUGGUAAGAUCAGGAUGACACCAGUAUACGCUGGAACAAUCUCCGAGAUCCCACUCCCAGUAUCUGUGAAGCAGACCUUCUCCCGUUUCGACAGUCUCUCGCCGGUGAAAGACCCAGACGCGCGAUUCAAGCACUUCACCACGACCGUGCUCUCAUCUUUAGUCCGCAAUAUCACAUCCGGGCGGGGGAACAAUAGCGGUGGAACCUUGAUAUUUAUCCCGUCGUACCUAGAUUUCGUCCGUGUACGCAAUUAUUUUGCUACUUCCGCGCAGACCACGAACAUCUCCUUCGGGGCGAUUUCUGAAUACUCGGACACUCGAGACAUCAUGCGAGCUCGUACGCACUUUAUGAAUGGCCGACACUCCGUAUUGUUAUAUACAGAAAGGUUCCACCAUUUCCGGCGGUACCAGAUCCGUGGAGUCAAGCGUGUCAUCAUGUAUGGAGUGCCAGAGAACCCAAUAUUCUGGGGGGAAAUUGUUGGAUUUCUGGGUAUGGAUCCGGCAGCGAUCGAUGAGGCCGCCGAGGGAGGUGUCCGCGCACUGUUUUCCAAGUGGGAUGCACUGAAAUUGGAGAGGAUCGUUGGAAGCAACCGAGUUGGCAAUAUGCUGCGGGAGAAGGGAGGUGAUACCUUCACAUUUGUAUAG
Molecule: messenger RNA, 2172 nt
Organism: Aspergillus caelatus
Lineage: Eukaryota; Fungi; Ascomycota; Eurotiomycetes; Eurotiales; Aspergillaceae
Product: U3 small nucleolar RNA-associated protein 25
Exons: 5
Coding region: 1-2172 (723 amino acids)
Biological process (GO): maturation of SSU-rRNA from tricistronic rRNA transcript (SSU-rRNA, 5.8S rRNA, LSU-rRNA)
Cellular component (GO): nucleolus; small-subunit processome
Molecular function (GO): rRNA binding; U3 snoRNA binding
Source: RefSeq, a predicted model, not a curated record